AAGCAAGAGGAAAUAGUAUAAAAAGGCUUGAAAACAGAAAAUAAAUUUUGUAAUAGGAAAUAGAUGUUUCCAGAAAGAUUAUAAACAGAAAAUAUUUAGAAUAAUAUAAAAAGGGUCACAAACUCGGAUAGCUGAGGAAUUAUGGAGGAGGUGUGCGAUGUCUUCCCUUUUAAACGUAUUACAGCUAUCAAUAACUUUGUACAAAUCUCCAGUUUGAAAAAAUUGGAUUUUCCGUUUAAAGAUAACUGUAGUGCUUUUAUACCGCAUAUUCCAAGUAAUAAGAAUAAGCUGUAUUAUAAACGAGUUGAAAUAACUUAUUUAUUAAUGCAAAACCUUGAAGGAACUCGAUGGUAUGCUUCUUCCAAAAUACCUCCUCCAAAGAAAAAGAAAAGGGAACAACCAAAACAGAAAAUUUCUGAAUUUUUAAAUAAAUCUGAAGCCGAGUUUUUUGGCAAAGAUUUGGAUGAAGGAGUAUUUAAAGUACCUCAUCCACCCUCUGCUAUCAAGCCACCGCAUUUUGUAUUACAGCCCACUAAAAUAAUAUUGUGGCAAGUAGAACUAUCGAAUGAUUCAUCUACAAUGUAUAAUUGCAUUACUAACCAAUCACAAGACAUUCAAAAUGUUCAGUGCUCGCCAACUGUUCAACCACAAGACGUUCCAAAUGUUCAAAGCUCGCAAAAUGUUCAACCUAACUUUUCAGGUGGAAUGUCUUCUGUAAGUGUUCAACCACAAGAUGUUCCAAAUGUACAGUGCUCGCCAAGUAUUCAACCACAAGACGUUCCAAGUGUUCAACCACAAGACAUUCCAAAUGUUCAGUGUUCGCCAAGUGUUCAACCACAAGACGUUCCAAAUGGUCAGUGCUCGCCAAGUGUUCAACCACAAGACGUUCCAAGUGUUCAACCACAAGACAUUCCAAAUGUUCAGUACUCGCCAAGUGUUCAACCACAAGACAUUCCAAAUGUUCAGUGCUCGCCGAGUGUUCAACCCCAAGACGUUCCAAGUGUUGAACCACAAGACAUUCCAAAUAAUCAGUGCUCGCUGAGUGUUCAACCUAACUUUUCAGAUGGAAUGUCUUCAGUAAGUGUUCAAAUACAAGAUGUUUUAAAUGUUCAGUGCUCGUCAAGUGUUCAACCACAAGACAUUCCAAAUGUUCAGAGCUCGCCAACUGUUCAACCUAACUUUUCAGAUGGAGUUAUGUGUUCAUCCACAAGACGUUCCAAAUGUUCAGUGCUCGCCAAGUGUUCACCAUAACUUUUCAGAUGGAAUUAGUGUUCAACCAGACAUUCCAGAGGCAGAACAGCAAAUGGAAACGAGAUUUCAAUUUUUUAGUAGGUUUACUAAGUCAAUAUGACUUUCUAC
Stegodyphus dumicola is the source of this 1359-nucleotide messenger RNA. RefSeq names its product cell surface glycoprotein 1-like. NCBI's taxonomy places the organism in Eukaryota, Metazoa, Arthropoda, Arachnida, Araneae, Eresidae. The record is from RefSeq and is a predicted model, not a curated record.